This is a messenger RNA of Telopea speciosissima, 696 nucleotides long. Its product is annotated as GATA transcription factor 18-like. Gene Ontology annotation, molecular function: zinc ion binding; DNA-binding transcription factor activity; sequence-specific DNA binding. Gene Ontology annotation, biological process: regulation of DNA-templated transcription; flower development. NCBI's taxonomy places the organism in Eukaryota, Viridiplantae, Streptophyta, Magnoliopsida, Proteales, Proteaceae. Bases 1 to 696 code for a protein of 231 amino acids. The transcript is spliced from 2 exons. The record is from RefSeq and is a predicted model, not a curated record.
AUGCAUAGAUGCAACAGCUCUCGUAGUAGUAAUACUACCAUGGCUCAAUGUUCAUGUGGGCUUUUCCAUACUCAAGAGAAUUGCUUCUCAUACACCAUACCAUCACCUUCAUCUUCUGUCGAUUGCACUCUUUCUUUGGGUACUCCAUCUACUCGUCAAACCAAAGACAAGUCCAUGGCCAAUCAUAGACGUUCUGGCUCAUACAUGUCUAAUCUAUGUUGGGAUAUUUUCCAGACCAAAAAGUCUCACUCAUCAACAUCAACCAGCCACAAGAACAGCCAUUCAAGCAGUGGCAAUAGUGGAAGUAUACUCAACAACUUGAAUGGAGAUCCUCUCUUUGCUCGAAGAUGUGCUAACUGCGAUACUACUUCUACUCCUCUAUGGAGAAACGGACCCAGAGGUCCCAAGUCGCUAUGCAAUGCAUGUGGAAUCCGUUACAAGAAAGAAGAGAGGAGAGCAACCACAACAGCCACCAACACCGGCGGGGCGGGGAUGAUGGAGUCGCAAUAUUAUGGUCAACACCACCCUCACCAGUCGUGGGGUCACGGCCAGAAGAUGGAUUCCAUGUCACCGGCUACAAUGGGGAAUGAAUUCAGGUUUAUCGAAGAUGAAGAUCAAGAUUCAAGUACCACCGGCAUUCCUUUCCUCUCUUGGCGUCUUAACAACAGGCCUAGCCUCGUUCAUGAUUGGAAUUAA